This is a messenger RNA of Echinops telfairi (small Madagascar hedgehog), 3448 nucleotides long. It is a transcript of the gene LUC7L3, whose product is annotated as LUC7 like 3 pre-mRNA splicing factor. The record is from RefSeq and is a predicted model, not a curated record. NCBI's taxonomy places the organism in Eukaryota, Metazoa, Chordata, Mammalia, Afrosoricida, Tenrecidae. Gene Ontology annotation, cellular component: U1 snRNP; U2-type prespliceosome. The coding region runs from base 123 to 1421 and encodes 432 amino acids. Gene Ontology annotation, molecular function: mRNA binding. The transcript is spliced from 10 exons. Gene Ontology annotation, biological process: mRNA splice site recognition.
GCUUCUCUGUGGAGGAAGCUUUUCGGCCUGAGAGCGGGCCUAGGAGGCUGCCAGUGGGGUCGCUGGUGUUUUUCUUUGACGGGUGCCAGGGCAGGGGGGAGCAGCCGCCCGAAAAAAGCACCAUGAUUUCGGCCGCGCAAUUGUUGGAUGAGUUAAUGGGCCGGGACCGAAACCUGGCCCCGGACGAGAAGCGCAGCAACGUGCGGUGGGACCACGAGAGCGUUUGUAAAUACUAUCUCUGUGGAUUUUGCCCUGCGGAAUUGUUUACUAAUACACGUUCUGAUCUUGGUCCAUGUGAAAAAAUUCAUGAUGAGAAUUUACGAAAACAGUAUGAGAAGAGUUCUCGUUUUAUGAAAGUUGGCUAUGAGAGAGAUUUUCUCCGAUACUUACAGAGCUUACUUGCAGAAGUGGAACGGAGAAUUAGACGAGGCCAUGCUCGUUUGGCAUUGUCUCAGAACCAGCAGUCCUCUGGGGCAGCUGGCCCAACAGGCAAAAAUGAAGAAAAAAUCCAGGUUCUAACAGACAAAAUUGAUGUCCUCCUACAGCAGAUUGAAGAACUAGGAUCUGAGGGAAAGGUAGAAGAAGCCCAGGGAAUGAUGAAAUUAGUUGAACAGUUAAAAGAAGAGAGAGAAUUACUUAGAUCCACAACUUCGACAAUUGAAAGUUUUGCUGCCCAAGAAAAACAAAUGGAAGUUUGUGAAGUAUGUGGAGCCUUUUUGAUAGUUGGAGACGCACAGUCCCGGGUAGAUGAUCAUUUGAUGGGAAAACAACACAUGGGCUAUGCCAAAAUUAAAGCUACUGUAGAAGAAUUAAAGGAAAAGUUAAGAAAAAGAACUGAAGAGCCUGAUCGGGAUGAACGUUUAAAAAAGGAGAAGCAAGAGCGAGAAGAAAGAGAGAAGGAGCGGGAGAGAGAAAGGGAAGAAAGAGAAAGGAAAAGACGAAGAGAGGAGGAAGAAAGAGAAAAAGAAAGGGCUCGUGACAGAGAAAGAAGAAAGAGAAGUCGCUCACGAAGCAGACACUCCAGCCGAACUUCUGACCGAAGAUGCAGCAGAUCUCGGGACCACAAGCGGUCGCGAAGUCGCGAAAGAAGGAGAAGCAGAAGUCGAGAUCGACGAAGAAGCAGAAGCCACGAUAGAUCAGAAAGAAAACACAGAUCUCGUAGUCGGGAUAGAAGAAGGUCAAAAAGCCGGGACCGAAAGUCUUACAAGCACAGAAGCAAAAGUCGGGACAGAGAACAAGAUAGGAAAUCCAAGGAAAAAGAAAAGAGGGGAACUGAUGAUAAAAAGAGUAGUGUGAAGUCCAGUAGUCGAGAAAAACAGAGUGAAGACGGCAACACAGACUUGAAGGAAAGUGACACUACGAAUGAGGUCAAUGGGACCAGUGAAGACAUUAAAUCUGAAGGUGACACUCAGUCCAAUUAAAACUGAUCUGAUAAGACCUCAGAUCAGACGGAGGUACGUGCAUUGUCUCUCCCUCUGAGUAGCUUUAGUUACUGCUUGACAGUGCAGCGUAAGUAUGCACAGACGAAGACGGAGCUCAGCGAGCGAGACGACACACAGAGCCUCUUCUGAAGGAAAGACAGUGUAGCCCUGCAAAACAUUUGGAGGUACAUUGUUUUGUCUCCGCUCUUUUGUAGCAGACUCGUGCCCCGUUAGUGUGCCUCUUUGGGAAUGACCCACCCACAUUUGUAACAUAUAGUCACCGUUGAAAAGUUAAUUAUCCUUUUUUUAGGGAUUUUGCUGUCAUUUCUUUCUUUUUCUUUUUUUUUUAAAUGAAAAGGUUGAACUGUUUUUUUUUCUUUUUGCUAUUGAGUCCAUCUUGUGUUGGUACAUUGGCAGAGACAUGCUUUAAAAACUUAAAUAUUUCUGAGGCACAUGUUGGACUACUUUGCUUUAAUUAAACUGCUAGUAUUUCUUUGUCAAGGAUGUUUCUAGUUUUUUGCUUUAUUGCCUUGCAUUCUAAUGCAGUUUGUUCUGUAACUCGAGAGCCAGUAGCAUUGGAUUGAUGGAAGUGUAGGGUUUAUGAAUUAUUGCAGCUGACUACCAUACCUCACACAGCGUUGGUGUUGUGAGCGGCCCAUGAAAAGCCAAAUUAAAAAUCAAGGAUUCAGUCAAACUAAGCAGGUACUCAUGCCAGGUACUCCUUUCUCUACCCACAUCCAUGUUUGAAUGCUGUUGCCUGUGAUCUUUACGCUUAAUGUUGUGUAUCUUUUUUGUUCUUUACAAGAAGCGCAGAGGGGUUUUUUUUGUGUAUUGUGUGAAAACUAUAAGUCAAGUGUUAACAGAAUGGAAUUUUUUUUUGACUGUAUGUACGGAUGCAGUGGUGCCAGGAUUAGAUUUCUUUAUCAAAUUUUAAAUACAAUAAACACUUCAUUUUAUUCGCCUUGUUACAUUCAUUGCAAUUCUCAAGUCUUUCAGAGGUAUGUGUUUAAUGUUUCCUACUGUGUAGGAGAAUUUGCAAUCAGCCACAGAUCCAUAGUGACAGGCACUGGCUGAUGUGUGAGUAGCAAGGAUAGACACCUGCAAUGUGAAAGACAAAGAACUGACUGACUCUCUAGAAUGAAUUUGGGGUUUUUAAGAACUAUUAAAAGCCAGGUGUUAAUAAGUGUUCUUAAAACCUAUAAAUCUCAUUCUUUGGGCUAGUGGGAUCACAUGAUUCUAAUGAAAGGAAGUACCAAUUAGUCAUCUAGUCAUUGGCAUUGCUCUUCUAGGGAAGCAUUAGUGCUAAAUCUGUGUGCCAUGUUGACGCACAGGCAGGUACAUGGGCAGGCACGUGACUUUCAGGAUCACACUGAUGCCUUGAUCAUUGAAAAGAAUACAAACAUCCCACAUUCGUAUGGUAAUUUUAAUUAGCAGUUAGUGAUUGGCCAAUAAUUAGUCAUAAAAAUUAGCUUUUUAACAUGUUGUCUAAUUAUCAUUUUCCCCAAAAUUUUGCAUUGUAGGACUACCAUUCGAAGAUUUUUGGAAGAAUACUGAAAACGGCAGAGUGUGAAGAUCGACAUUAAAAUGAGGUGAAAGAAAGCUAUAGUGGCAUAGAAAAAGUAUAAAGCUCAGUUAGGGUUUUUUUUUUAAUUAUUAAAAAUUAAUUCAGGACUGAUGUGACCUACCAGAUUUCAGAACAUGUGUUAAUAGAAUAUAUGCCACUGAAAACUUAGGUCCUGUAUCAUAUUUUUUUCUUUAAGACUUUUUAAGAAAUAUUACCCAAAACAUGUGGCUUGCUCAGUGUUUAAUUAAAAAGUUUUCAUUCUUGGACUUUGAAAACAGGAUUAAACGUUAGUAUUUGUGUGAAUCAGACUAAGUGAGAUUCCAUUUUUACAACUGCUAUACCUAGCUUUUGGAUUUAGACGUGAAAAUAAAGUAUCUCUGACUUUUCUGUUACAAACUUGAUUGUCUCUGUCAUUGGAAAGAUUUAGUAUUAAUCUUUUUCUAAUAAAGUUAUUGACUCUGAA